AUGCCAGACAAACGCAGAGGCAGGGCAACGCGUAGCGCUAACCCACCAUCGGCUACCGUCCAGAAAACCCUCCGGGAGCAUUUCCAGAGAAAUGCUCAUUCUCUCCAAGACUCUGUGGCUCCAGUGGGAAGCCAAACCAAGAAAUCCGUGGAUAUCAUUCACGUCGAUACAGAGACAAGUGACGAAGAGCGCCCAGUAGUAGAUCCCACGUCCUCUCGUACGGUAGCAGCCAAACAAGGGCAUACUUCCAACAAGUUAUAUCCACUGUUUGUCAGACCUUACCGAGAGAAGCAUCCCACUCAAAUCAUCGAUGUCGAUGAUGAUGAAGCUUGCACCUCUUCGGAAUGUGCAACUACCGAGGCCGAGUUGCCUCCAUUGUCACAGGGCUCCCUCCACUCGGACUUCAGUCGCGCAAACCUAAGCUCCCGCGCCUCUUCUCCCCUUUCUUCUGUGUCAAGCCUUCGUGCCCGUUCUCCCAGUCCCCUCUCAGCCAGCCAAGCUAAAUCACUCAAAAGUACAUCCUCGGGGUGUCACAAUCCUAACAAGAAACCAGUACGAUCUAAUUCACGCGUCCCAUGGGGCUCUGGGGCCGUAGCACCUUUCCCUGAUCGAGAGUCUCAGCAUGUUCGUGGUACAUGGUGUUCUUUUUCCGCUUCGGGAUCCCCGCUGGGAGGUAGAUCAUGCUCUACUUCUAAAACGCGCCGUGAUGACUGGUCUUUGAGCUUCCUUACCAAGCAAACGCAUGACGGGAUCGCUCCAUAUUACGAUCAUCAAGUACAAUUGUGGUGGCAGCACUCGUCCCAUAAUGACCAAGAGGAUCUCUUGCUGGAGACGACUGAGGAUCAUGCUACUGCUCACCCUGCCAUCUCUCGUACUCUGCCUGACCUCCACACUUCCAAUGCGACCGGUGACAUGUGGACCUAUUGCUUUCGUCCGAAACGUGCGAAAGAGGUGCUAGGCAACGAGCAACGCGCGGUUUAUUUGCGAAGUUGGCUCCGAGCGUUAGAGCUGCGUUCGCAUGUUCAACGGACAGCAAACCAUGGGCAAACGGACACCACUAACAGGCAACGCAGUAAGUGUGAACCUGCAGGAUCACAACCACGAGGCGAGAAGCGCCCCCGCGUCGUCCGUGCGAUCACCAAACGGCGAGGUCGAAAGAAACGAAGAUUUGGCUCAGACGACGAGUUGAAUGAUUUUGUUUGCAGUGACGGUGACGAUAUCUCCGAUGUUCCUGCCUCUGAAGAAUCAGAGGACGAGUUCGCGUUCUGCCAGCAAACUUUAUCCAGACUCCAUCGGCAGGAUAGCUUGCGCUCACAACCAAGUAGUACCCCUCCUAUUGAUCCUGCCCAGCUGUCGGGUAGUAGCAACCGUGCAAUAAGUGAUGCGAACGAAGCGCUUGCGGAGCCUACUUUUUCUGACACUCUGUCCAACACACUGCUUAUUGCUGGCCCGCCAGGGUGCGGUAAGACCGCUGCGGUCUAUGCAUGUGCAGAGGAACUGGGGUGGGACGUCUUCGAGGUAUACCCGGGUAUAGGUCGGCGUACUUCCGCAAAUCUAGACUAUCUUGUUGGUAACGUGGGGAAAAACCACAUCAUUCAAGUAUCGCAGAGUCGUUCCUCCAGGCGACAAGGGGAGCAAGGGUCACCAGCAACUCUGUCAACCUUGUUUGGUAGGGGCAACCAAGAAUCCGUUGUACGUAGAACGAAAGAGGGGUCGAUGGAUGAUCCCAUUGGCAUAAGGGUCGAAAUCCCUGAUGCUAUUGGCGCGACGAACUGUGUGUCCGAAAAAUCGAGUAAAAUUGUGGGUCCUCGCUCCCCGAAGCCAACCGUUGCCGAGGCUGAGCCUACUGUUCGACAAUCACUUGUGCUUCUGGAAGAGGUCGAUAUUCUGUUCAAAGAUGACGCCGGCUUCUGGCCUGCUGUGGUCGACAUCAUACGGGACUGCAAAAGGCCGGUUGUAAUGACAUGUAAUGAUCUGCGGCUAGUUCCAAUUACAAGCUUGCCAUUGCAGACUAUCCUCGUUUUCGAGUCUUGUCCGUCUCCACUGGCGGUUAGCUACCUCCAGUCUGUGAUGGUUGCCCAAGGUUGCCCUGUUCCACGCGAACGCCUGAUGGCACUAUAUGAAACAACGCCUACCAUAGACGGGAUAGACGUGCCAGAACCACCCCUAUAUCCCAGAACUGAGCCACUGCCUUCUCCCGAUCUCAGGCGCACGAUCACUCAAUUGCAAAUGCUCUGCUUGAGUGCAGCUCGUGGAUCAGCAUCAAACAUGCUUCAAGGAACUCGUGAGGCUGGAGGACACGUUCGGCGAUCAGGUCGACCAAUUUCCGUUGAGUCCAAUGCCACUCGUUUGCCAUCAACUGAAUGUGAACGGUGGCGGCGAAUGAGCAAGCACGCGGACCUUCUCUCGUUUGUAAACAGCAACCUGUGCAGGGCACCGUUGCACACGCCGGAGGCCUUGAGUUUGAGUAUGACCGAGCCCACGCUUGAUGAUGAGCUAGGACACAAUAUACUAUUCAUGGACGGUUGCGUUUCCAACGGAAGGGAAGGGUUAGCGUUCUACCACUAUGAUGAGCUCAUUGCGCAAGAUGCCAUCCUGCUUUCACGUGGUAUACACGAGGAACUGAACACGGAUCCGACGGCGGCGUCGAUCAACCCCGCGGCUAGGCUAACGACUGAGGAGGCGGAAAUCUUCCGAUCUCGCGUGGCAUAUCAAUCUGAGAUCGCGGGCGCGUUGCAGCAUAUCAUCCAACCGCCAGCACCUCUGAUGCCUCAGAGCAGCGUGUUCCUGGAUUACAUACCGUGGGUGAGAUACAUGGUCGUGGUUGAUGACAAUCUCGAACAGAUGGCACGAGAUGAAGUGGCAAGGGCAAAAUCCGGGAGGUUGACAAGGAACAGUAUGAAGACGAGACAUAUCCGAAAUAUCGAGCUGGAUGAGAGACAGCAGGGAGUGCUGAUGAGGACGCAGCUAGACGAGUUGGCUGGGCCACGUGUGUCCCCGCUAAGUCACGUUGCUCAGCGCCGAAAACGGCAAACUGUGUCGUUCUAUAACGUCGACUUUCACAUCCCUGCUUGCUCGUCCUCCUCACUCUGCCCCCUCCAUCGCGGGCUGUCUGUGUCCAUGCCUGCAUCGGCGACAAUGGCGACUACGAUAAGACACGAACAACGGUCGCUGCAAUCACCGUCCUCAGACCACAUCCCGGCCACCAUUUCUCAUUCCCAAAAAGAUGCGUCCAGACACUCCCCCGGCAUCUCUCUUCCACCCCUCGAUUACCUCCAGCAACAACGAAGGGGCUCCGUCACCGAUCCCUCUCUCCAUGCGGCAUCGACCGCCCCCUCCACACUGCGCCAUUUGGAUGGACCGCGUCCAGCGGCAAACUACGUGUUCGGCGACAGCAGCCUCUCCAACAUCAACUCCGAACCAUCGAACAAACAGAUGCGCAAAAUAUUGCGGUCACCAUCGCCCGACAGAGAUCACGGUCACUCCGUGAACGGCAAGGGCGUCGCGAGCCCCCGUGCGUCAUCCCACGCGAACGGAAAUUCCAGAAAUAUGAGCUCAGGGGACCAUAUGCACAUCGACGACAAGCAGUCACCUCGGACGAGUAUUCGGCAUCAGGAUGAUAGUGAUUUUAAUAACUCAAGGCGGCAAUCGAUAGCAACCUCCUCGGAUUCACAGUACACACACGGCACAAAACGCAAGAUGUCCAUAGACAGAGAAGCGGCUACAGCCGACGAUACGGACUCUCAGCUGGUUGGUCCCGGGAUACCCAGCUCCAGCAACGUGGAUCUUGAGGACCGUGCGCCCAAACGCAGAGGGUCUGCCGUAGACACCCAUAGGGUAGCGCAGCUAAGCAUAUACGAUCACCGACGGCAUUCGAUACAUGCUGGGGCGAUGGUAUCUGGUCCCGGUGUGACAGGAGGAGGACCCGUAGGCAAUGGCACGCAGUGGUGGCCUGACAGACGAGACUCGUUACCUGCCAUUCUCUCGAAUGGAUCCAGUGGCUAUUCCUCGGCGUUUUCCGGUGAACAACCACAUGGACGACCGUCCGCACCCACAACGUCUGGUAGCAUGGCGACUUUCGUGUGGCCUGCAACACAACAUCCGGAUGGCCACCCAGACCCUAAUAUACAAAGUCAUACUCGUCCGUUUGAACCUCAGACUCUACCAAUGCCCAUCAUGCACCCAAUGACCUUCCCUCCGGACAGACGUAUGUCUGUCCCAGAAAACGCCACGUCUGCCGUGGGCCCAACCAGACAUGUACGCUCCAGGUCACGCCCACCCUCUCGCCAGUUACGCGAACCUGCGCAGUCUUCUGCCACGCAGGCAGGUACCGCAGCCUCGACGGAAGAGCCUUCCACGGCUCCGCCGUCGUCCACAACUACUCUGAAACCAGCCAAGGAGCCCGGAACGACUCCUUACUCGCGCUCGCCUGAACUUCGAGUAUCUCACAAGCUCGCUGAGAGAAAGAGACGUAAAGAGAUGAAAGAAUUGUUCGACGAACUAAGAGACCAGUUGCCCGCUGACCGUGGCAUGAAAGCCAGCAAGUGGGAAAUUUUAAGCAAAGCCAUCGACUUUGUAAACAACCUCAAGCAGAGUCACCAGGAUAUGGCCCGUGAGAUUGACAUGCUAAGACAUGAACUUGACAACGUGCGACAAGGCAUGCCCUUUGGACCCAGUGGAACCCCACAUCCUAUUGUUUAUAGCCAAGGACCAGUACCGGGACCGUACCCUCCACCACCCCCCGGCACGAUGCCCCAUCCCCCGCCUCCCCACGCCCAUCCUCCACCUCAUCCACAGCCCCAAGCACGACCGUCUUCCUCGGAUAAUGGCUACCAACCUGGUGGCGGUCCACCACCUCACCAGCAACCAGCCGCUGGUGUUCCUGGCACAAACGGUACGAGUAGUAUACCUACGAGUAGGGUGGAAGGCCCUCCUACUUAG
This is a messenger RNA of Pisolithus orientalis, 4941 nucleotides long. RefSeq lists its product as uncharacterized. Gene Ontology annotation, cellular component: nucleus. The record is from RefSeq and is a predicted model, not a curated record. The coding region runs from base 1 to 4941 and encodes 1646 amino acids. Lineage: Eukaryota; Fungi; Basidiomycota; Agaricomycetes; Boletales; Pisolithaceae. Gene Ontology annotation, molecular function: protein dimerization activity; ATP hydrolysis activity; DNA binding. The transcript is spliced from 10 exons.